Plasmodium fragile is the source of this 945-nucleotide messenger RNA. RefSeq lists its product as uncharacterized. Gene Ontology annotation, molecular function: N6-methyladenosine-containing RNA reader activity; mRNA binding. The transcript is spliced from 7 exons. The record is from RefSeq and is a predicted model, not a curated record. Gene Ontology annotation, biological process: regulation of mRNA splicing, via spliceosome; mRNA splicing, via spliceosome. The coding region runs from base 1 to 945 and encodes 314 amino acids. Gene Ontology annotation, cellular component: nucleoplasm. Lineage: Eukaryota; Apicomplexa; Aconoidasida; Haemosporida; Plasmodiidae.
AUGAACCCUGGAAGUUACUUCCCCGCGGCGCCGCCGCCUCCUCCUCCCCUGUCAUUCCAGGGCAUCAAUAGUUUAUACACAAGUGCGAGGACCAAAUUCUUUUUAAUCAAAAGCUCGUCAGACAAAAAUAUCUCCAUUUCGCUAAACUUUAACAUUUGGGCCACGACUCCAAAAAAUGAACAUAAGUUUGUUCCCGCUUUUACGGAAAACGACUACGUGAUACUGAUCUUCUCCGUCAAUGGGAGCUCCAAAUUUUGCGGUUACGCCGUCAUGCGGUCCAUGCCGGGCGAAUCCAAAAACAGCAAUGUCUAUUUCUACUAUGAUGACAAAAUAUUUCGAGGACGGAACUUUGACAUUCAGUGGAUUCGAGUCGUCGAUGUGUCCUUUCAAGAAGUGUCUCACUUAAAAAAUAGCUUGAACGAAAAUAAGCCAAUCAAAGUUGGGCGGGAUGGACAGGAAAUUGAACGAAUGGCCGGCAUAAAACUUUGCGAGGUGUUCGAAGCUAAAUACCUGAGCAUGGCUUCUUGCACGGACCAAGGUGCGCAAGAGGAGAUACAAUCAAAUCAGGCAAAUCAUGCAAACCAGACGAUCCAAGUGAACCAGGUGAAUCAGGCAAAUCAGACAAACCUGGCGAAACAGUCUAAACAAACGAGUAACACAGCGUAUGAGACAAGCACGAACCUGCUAUCGAGCAGCCCGCUCGGGACGGAGAAAAGGGACUGCGUGAAACUCUUCCCCCUGAGUAACAACUUAAACAUAAACUACGGCACCUUCAAAAGGAUGUAUGCCGAGUCCCAGUACAACUUGGUCAACAUAUACAACCCCGCACUGCACGUCUUCCCGAUCGAUCUCACGAACAUGAGUUACGACGAGUACAUUGAUUUGUACGAGUCGACGCAGCAGGUGUGGCAGCGGAAGAUGCUCCAGUUGCGGUUAGGCGGUUAG